AUGUCGGCACAGACCGUGCAGAUGUGGCUGAGUAUGAUUACGCUUUGGGCCAUGCAAGGAAUCAUCAUCAACCGAUUGUGGUGCAUGUACCGCUAUUCCAAGACGAUCCUCAUCCUCCUCCUCGUCACCUUCACCAUCCAAGUCGCUGCAGGAAUCACGAUCCAGUCUCUGAACAAGACAAUCAACAUCGUCGUUCCUUUGCUUCCUGGUCUCGAUUCCUGCAUCCCAACUGGUUUCCUUCCAUGGUUCUGGGCCGUCCUCCUGUUCAUCAUGACCUUCGAUCUCCUCAUCGUCAUUCUCGCCAUUUUGGAAGGUAUCCGGUUCUAUAGGAGGUCCGCACACAGUCGCCACUUGCGUAACAAGGCCCGUGGCCCCUUGAGUGCCGUCCUCGCGCCUUGGCUAGCAGAAGGAAGCAUCGUCCGAGUCCUGCUCCGAGACUCCAUCCUCUUCCCCUUCAUCGGUCUGGCGGUUUGCUUCUUCGCGAUGUUGUCCUGGCUGGAAGUCUUGCCUUGGGGCUCCGUCCAAGUUACUAUGGUCCUCAAUGCCCUCACCGCCCCCGUCCUCGGCAGCCGACUUAUCCUCAACCUGCGUGACGCCUACUACCAACCCUUCGCCGAAGAAGCUGGCGGCAAGGAAGGUCCCAGCCGCUACACCGGCGCCACCUCGACCACGGGCAAGCUCCGCACCGUCGAGUUCCCCAUGUCCUAUACUUCUACCGCCACCAAGACCGGACACAUCUCCUAUGGCACUAACGAGACUGUUAACACAUAG
Molecule: messenger RNA, 771 nt
Organism: Coprinopsis cinerea okayama7#130
Lineage: Eukaryota; Fungi; Basidiomycota; Agaricomycetes; Agaricales; Psathyrellaceae
Exons: 5
Coding region: 1-771 (256 amino acids)
Source: RefSeq, a predicted model, not a curated record